UUUUCACCCUACUAGCUGCCCCUUCAACCCCAGCUGCACAUGUAUUGCUCACAAAGAGUACAAUGUGUAGGUUCAAUUUUACACAAAGCUUUUCUUUCUUUUCAAGCUCAUUUUCACUGGACAGUGCUUACACUUAGCCUCACACACUUCCUGAACAUUGUCAGGUAGGUAUCAAAAUGCUCAACGUCAGCUGAAGCUUUGACAUAAACAAGGACGUUGAGUAGUGCUGAUGCAGCUUCUCUCUGGCCAAUACAUUCUGUCAAAUGCAAAUACUUUGCAAACCCAACCCUGGUACCAAAUGAAAAUUGAUCUUCUGCAUGUUUUAAUUAUAUUACAUGUUUUGGGCUCGAGAACAUAUCUUCAGACAUACAAACCCUCAGUCAGAAGAGCUGGGAGCUAAAUCACUGCCAAGUCAAAAUGUGUAAUCAUCACUCCAGUCUGACACCGCUGUACUAAACGGUACUCCUGUCUCUUUAAAUCGAACCGAACACAAGAUCCGCCUCUAAAGAUACUAGCCAAUCAGAGCUCAAGAAACGAUCACAUCCUGCUGAUUACAGAUACCAUAUCUCUUCUUAAGUACAGGUGACGGCGUAUUUUAAUUUCUUAUAUAUAUUGUAGUUUUUGUAAUAAAUAUCCAAGAACUGAAGACAAGUGUGCACGUCCUUCUACAUUGCAAGUUGCCAUGAUGUAAAUGCAUUCGAUAAAUAAUACAGUAUCUCGGGAUUUCGAGACGGGAUUUAACUCAGUUACCCGCCCAUCUCCCCAGGAUGCCUGAGGGACCGGAGCUGCACCUGGCCAGUCGGUUUGUGAGCCGCGUAUGCGCUGGGGUGGUGUUCUCUGGACCGGUGGAGAAAUCUGAGGUUAGUAAGAAUAGUGAGGUGCCCUUCACCUGCGAUGCCUACAGCAUCACAGCGACCUCCCGGGGCAAGGAGGUCCGACUGACCCUGACCCCCAUCGAGGAGGAGGGGGAGCCCCAGGCCGUUCCUGGUGGUAAGGCCUGCCAGCCCGUGGACAUUGUCUUCCGGUUUGGAAUGUCAGGCUUCUUCCGAUUCACUGCUGGGAGCGAGAUGCCCAAGCACGCCCACCUGCGCUUCUACACCAAUGAGACGCCUCGGAGAGUGCUGAGCUUCGUGGAUGUCAGACGCUUUGGGAGCUGGGAGCCCAAUGGGGACUGGCAGACUGACAGGGGGCCCUGCGUCAUGUUUGAGUACCAGAGCUUCAGGGCUAACGUGCUGUCAAACCUGUCAGAUCGAGCUUUUGACAAGCCCAUCUGUGAAGCGAUGUUGAACCAGAAAUACUUCAAUGGGAUCGGGAACUACCUGCGAGCCGAGAUACUGUACAGGCUAAAGAUCCCCCCCUUUAUGAAGGCAAGGACUGUCCUGGAUGGGCUGCUGCCAAAUAAAAGGGAGCUGCCAGAAGUGAAACCAGAACAAGGGCAGUGCCAUCCACAUCAGGAUUCUGAGAUGAGUCUGAGUAAGAAGAUCAAAGUGAAAAUGGAGAGUUCAGACAUUCUCGACCUCUGUCACUCCGUGCCGAUGGAGGUCAUUAACAUGGGCGGUAAGGGGUACGAUCCUGAGAAACCAGAUGAUUACUCUAUGUUCCAGGCCUGGUUGCAGUGUUACUGUGUCCCAGGGAUGAAGUCUCUUAGAGAUCACAAUGGCAGGACCAUCUGGUUCCAGGGAGACCCUGGUCCCUUGGCACCCAAAGUAUCCAAAUCUCCAAAAUCAAAGAGGAAGGGGAAGAAACAGGGAGAAGACAAAACUGACAAACAGCAGGGAGUCAAAGGGGAGCCAUCAGCAAAGGGAAUUAAAAAAGAGAAGGAAGGUGCGCAGAACAAGAGAGUGAAAAGUCACAGCGAAAGUAAGAAGACGAAAGAGAACAAGAGGAAGGGCUCGAGGAGUAGUGAGGGCAGGAAAAAGCAAAGCAAACCGGAAAGGAAGGACGACGCUCCUGGCACGACAGUGCCGAGGAGGCAGCGUCGAAGAAGCAUGCGGACCAAGUCUGAGAAGGACAGCUAACGCACAACUAAUCCCACACAGGUGUUUUUUAUCAUGUAACCCAAGGCAGGGGUCACUUUUUAAACCUUUUGUACUGUACGGAUCCAUUUUUUAUAGAAUAUUGUAAAAACAUUAAAGUACUGCUAGAGAAAAAUAAAUAGACUAUUUUUUAAGUAAAAAAACAAUUACAAUGUUCCUAAUUGGUUUGUUUCCUACAAUGCAUUGGUUUACAGAAACCUAGUAAAAGAAGUUGACUAAAAAAUAAAGGACCCAAUUAUA
This is a messenger RNA of Acipenser ruthenus (sterlet), 2276 nucleotides long. RefSeq names its product nei-like DNA glycosylase 1 (gene neil1). NCBI's taxonomy places the organism in Eukaryota, Metazoa, Chordata, Actinopteri, Acipenseriformes, Acipenseridae. Gene Ontology annotation, cellular component: nucleus. The coding region runs from base 768 to 2018 and encodes 416 amino acids. The record is from RefSeq and is a predicted model, not a curated record. The transcript has 10 exons. Gene Ontology annotation, molecular function: nucleic acid binding; DNA-(apurinic or apyrimidinic site) endonuclease activity; DNA N-glycosylase activity. Gene Ontology annotation, biological process: base-excision repair.